This is a messenger RNA of Paecilomyces variotii, 2328 nucleotides long. Its product is annotated as putative metalloreductase transmembrane component. Bases 1 to 2328 code for a protein of 775 amino acids. Gene Ontology annotation, cellular component: plasma membrane. Gene Ontology annotation, molecular function: ferric-chelate reductase activity. Gene Ontology annotation, biological process: copper ion import; iron ion transport; intracellular iron ion homeostasis. The transcript has a single exon. The record is from RefSeq and is a predicted model, not a curated record. NCBI's taxonomy places the organism in Eukaryota, Fungi, Ascomycota, Eurotiomycetes, Eurotiales, Thermoascaceae.
AUGGCCAGUCUGUACCACUCGAUCGCGUCUCUGGUCAAGCGUAUCAACGUUCCAAUUACAGCUUCGAGCCCUCCGGAACAAAUCGCUGCAAGCAAAGAAGAUCCGUGGGCACAAUCUGGAAAAUAUGCUCUCGGAUGGGUCUAUUUCUCGGUAGUGCUGCUCGCUAUCACCACUGUUAUCCGAAUAUAUCAUGUCUGGGGGGACAAAAUACGAAUGGGAUUAUACAAGGAAGAGAGGAUUAACCCGCAGCAUGAAAUUUCUCCUGGAUUCGACUUUGAGCUCACAAGCGGUGCUACCGACAGCUCGUCCAGACAAUUCUUCCCUGCUCGUGGACCUCUCCCGCAGACACAGAAAGAACAAUCGACCGUUUCCACUAUUGCUCCACUGAACAACACAAUCGCGUUUGUGAGAUGGAUCUUCUACAGGCCUCUUCCUGUACUCAGAAUUUGGCACAUUGAAGUUGUUUUCCCAUCGCUAGGCGUGGUGGCUAUCGUGUUUGCCGCACUGGCUUUCGUUACCUUAUAUUGCUUCUUGCCUCAACCAUUAUACUACCCCAGUAUCCGAUUUGGUUCCCCGCCAUUGGCCAUUCGAGCUGGAAUGAUUGCGGUGGCUAUGAUACCUUGGAUCGUUGCACUGAGUACCAAGGCCAAUCUGAUCACUAUGCUCACUGGCAUUGGCCACGAAAGACUUAAUGUUCUACAUCGUUGGGCCGGAUACUUAUGUCUCUUCCUCAGCCUAGUUCACAUGAUUCCGUUCUACAUCACGCCUAUCUGGACGGAUGGAGCUCUCCCGGUGUUUCAGCCAUACUUUCCGACAAACAUGUAUAUAUACGGCACCGGAAUCGCAGCAUUCGUACCUCUAGCGUUCCUUUGCAUCCACUCACUACCAGUCUUGCGCGCAUGGAUGUACGAACUUUUCGUCUUUUUACACCUACCAGUUUCGAUUAUAUUCGUGGCGAUGCUUUUCUGGCACUCUAAGGGGUUUCUCACGUCCUGGAACUAUCUCUGGGCCACAGUGGCAAUCUGGCUUUUGACAUGUCUUAUUCGCUUAUUCUACCUCAACUGGAUGCGCCCUCUCCGGUGGUCUUGGCUAAUCGGAGAGGAAUCAGCUGUGACGAUCCUCCCGGAAAAUGCUGUCAAGGUCACUAUUCCCACACAAAUGAAAUGGCGGCCAGGCCAGUACGUCUAUUUACGUAUGCCUGGAAUCUCCAUGUUUGAGAAUCAUCCGUUUACUAUUUCAUCUUUAUAUUCGGACCAUUUCCCAUCAAGCUACGGAGAAGAAUACCGGGAUAUGACACUCGUGUUUCGGCCCUUCGGGGGUUUCACCCGCAAAGUCCUUGAAACAGCGAUAAGAAAAGGUCCGUAUAAAACCUACAGGGCAUUCUUAGACGGCCCAUAUGGAGGUAUGCAACGUGACAUGGCAGCUUUUGACGGCGUUGUCUUUUUCGCUGGAGGCAGCGGAAUAACAGCCAUCGCUAGUCAAUUGCUCGACUUGAUCAAGAAAAUGAGAGAUGGAAAGGCUGUGACGAAAUCAGUGCGAAUUGUCUGGUCCAUGAAAAGCACAGAGAUCAUGGAAUGGUUCAAAGAGGAAUUGCGAAUUUGCAGAGAGUUUGCGCCUCCAAACUCCGUUCACUGUCAGUUCUUUCUUACCGGUGACCGACAAGAUGUGCCGGCUUUUGGGACCCAUUUCCAAGCCCAUAAUGAUAUUCUUAACUACACCGUCAAUGAGGCCUUGCAAGAGACUUGGGAGAAACGCAACUCCGCCUUGAUUCGAGAAGAGGCAGCCGGUGACCCCGAAAGAGAAAAGGAGCUGCGUCGGGAGAAUGAGGACGCUAUCACUUCUCUUCCGCAGGCAUACAUCCCACAGCCCGCUGGACCUGCGAACUAUUACCAUCCUCACCAUUCCUACGGGGACCCGCGACUCGCAGCCCAAUCACCUUAUAACUAUGCGGAUCCACGACUUUCAGCUCAGUCAUUUUGUUCCUAUGGAGAUCCAGGAAUGUCGGCCCAGCCAGAGUAUAAUAACUAUAACAACUCCUUCAACUUCGGCUUCCCCUCUCCGACGUCUUCUCUGACUGCCAUGCCGCGGUUCGCCUUUCUCCCCACUCAAAAGAAAGACGGCUGGCGGACUGAAUAUGGGAGACCGAAUAUUACGUCUAUGCUUAAAGAGAUGUCUAAAACAUUCGGUCGCCGCACGUGCGUUUUCGUAUGUGGGCCUCCGGGUAUGAGAGUCGAAGUUGCCAGGACUGUGGCGGGACUGCAGCGACUGGUCCUGACAGAUGCCUCGAAGGACGAGAUUUUCCUUCAUGCUGAGAAUUAUGCCCUAUGA